Messenger RNA from Megalobrama amblycephala (Wuchang bream), 1633 nucleotides. It is a transcript of the gene fetub, whose product is annotated as fetuin B. The record is from RefSeq and is a predicted model, not a curated record. The coding region runs from base 114 to 1553 and encodes 479 amino acids. Gene Ontology annotation, biological process: negative regulation of endopeptidase activity. NCBI's taxonomy places the organism in Eukaryota, Metazoa, Chordata, Actinopteri, Cypriniformes, Xenocyprididae. Gene Ontology annotation, cellular component: extracellular region. The transcript is spliced from 7 exons. Gene Ontology annotation, molecular function: cysteine-type endopeptidase inhibitor activity.
UAGCCUAUCAGGAGAAGAGAGAGGGGUUUGUGGCUUUUAAAUGAUGUAUAUAUAAGCUUCCAUGGACCAUCUAGUUUUGUUGCUGUGCCUGGGUGAACGACUGCAACUCCACCAUGAAGCAGUGUAUGGCAUUGAUGAUGGCCUUCCUGUGUGUCCACGGGGCCCCUGUGGAUAUUUUGGCCCCCGGAUCCUGCCAAGAUGCUGUAGCUAGCGGAGCUGCUUCUGAAGCUAUGAACAAAAUCAAUCUGGACCGCACUGAGGGCUACGUUUUCAGCCUUGAUCGUCUCAGCAAUGUCCAUCACAUGAAGCAUGGUGAAACAGGGACUGUCUUCUAUCUCACAUUUGAUGUUUUGGAGACCAAGUGUCAUGUCCUCAGCAAGAAAAACUGGAGAAAUUGUGAAAUCCGAAACCCCGAAGAGUACCCAGUCUAUGGACAGUGCAAAGCAGUUAUGUAUAUGAACAGAGUUCACAGAGUGACCCGCCUGUACAAAUAUAGCUGUACCGUGAGGCCAGUGCCUGCCUCCAAAAUCAGGGAACGGUGCCCAGAUUGCCCUGUACAGCUCCCUCAGGAUCACAAAGAAGCCUUGAAGACAGUGAAGAUAGGCAUGGAGAAAUACAAUAAAGAGAGUGCGCUGGCCAACUACUUUGUUCCUCUAAACAUUACAAGAGUUUUCUCUCAGCUUCACUUCGGAAGAUUCUACAGUGUGGAGUUCACCAUCCAAGAGACGGUCUGCUCUUCCAAAACCGACAUAGCCAAUAUCUCCAAAUGUGAUGUCAUGGCAUGUGAGUUUGCGCACAAAGGAUUCUGCAAAGCCUCUCACUCUAUCACAGUCACCAGUGAAGAGCACCUCAGUGUUCAGUGUGAAAUCUUUGAACCAGAGGUGGCUGAAGAGGAGAAGAAAAAGCAUUUGAUCGGAGGUGAACUGGACCACAGCCACAGCAGCACAACAGGCUCGUCUACUGGACACGACCAUGACCAUGAUCACACCAAACCCCACGCACACAAACACGACCAUGAACACACCUCGGGCCACACUCACGAACAUGGCGAGGGCCACGGACCCACCCACUCUCACGAUCAUGACCAUGUUCACACCCAUCACACCAAGGCCCAUGAGCAUGCUCAGGAUGAAUGGGAGCACCAUCACCACCAGUACGGUCACAAAAAGGAGGAGACCCAUGAACACGACCAUGAGCUGGUCCUGGACCAUGAGCACAAACACAGACACCUCCAUGAGCACGAGCACCAUCACCACCAUCACGAACAUGCACAUCAAACCACAGUGAGGCGCCCUGAUGGCAUGGUCAAUGUCCUUCCUCCUAUGGGUGAGCCCAUGACCCUUCCAUCCUUCCCUGACAAGCCUGCUGCAGGACCGGAACAGGCCUCCACUCUCCCAUUCCACCCUGACCCCCAGAUACCAGGACAGAGGGAACCCACCAUCCAGCCCUUCCCAAGCACCACGUCCCCUGAGUGCCCUGCACAGUCCAACAUCCAAAACGGAAUCCUCAAGCAGGUCGUCAGUGAGGAUCCGCUCUUUAAACCCACUGUGUAGAGACCUUUGAAUGUACAGUGUAGUAAAUACUGCAAGAGGUACUAUUUUGCUUUGAGCAAUAAAACAUGCUUUGCCAGUCA